AUGCCUCUGAUCAUGCCUCCGCCAGGCCCAAGAGUGAAUCAACGCGAACGAGCAACAGCCACUUGCGGCAUCUUGUUUCUCCUCCAACACCAUACGGACGAACUCCAGACCCGCGAUGGCCAGCAUAGAGCACUGGUCAAGCUGAUCAAUCGACACACGUUUCCACGCUUGAAAAACGAAGAAAUAUACAACAUUGUGAAGCUCCGGAUAGUGGGAGCUGAGCUUGCGGCAGAGCUUUCCAUCGACAACACACAAUUUGAAGAUCCAUUCGACAUGCUUUGUCAUCAAGGUAUUGCUGCUGUACCGGAUCACUUGCUGGAGUACUACGAAUAUGAUUCCAACACCUUCACCGAAGCUGAACUACCGCCGUUCGAUCCCUCAACAACUACUGAAACAGAAAUUGGCUCAAAUCGAGAGAGUGGCGGCAACAAGAGAUCCUACGUCCAGCGUGCCACUUGGAUCGUAUUGCAGGAUAUCGACGAAGUGAAACACCUCUCAACUGAUGCCGACUACAAGUAUCGUUCAAGCAAGCAUGUCAUUGGGUCACUGAGACACCUCACCCUUCAAUACGAGCUGCAAGAAUGCCCCGCAGCGGAUGGCAAGUCACACAAGUUCGAUCCCAUCAAGCUGAUGAGGGCCGUAGCGCAAGUCACUCAACGAGUACUACGGGAGACAAGAAUCGAAGGCCAUAUUCGCGUCAAGAAGAUGUCUCGCCGACUGAACACUGUGUGGAGCAGAGGCACGGCGCGUCUCGGGGACAAGUACUUGAGCCAGCUGCGAAGCAGUGCACAGCACCGUGGAAGCGUUGAUGGAAAGCGUUGA
This is a messenger RNA of Recurvomyces mirabilis, 822 nucleotides long. RefSeq lists its product as uncharacterized. NCBI's taxonomy places the organism in Eukaryota, Fungi, Ascomycota, Dothideomycetes, Mycosphaerellales, Teratosphaeriaceae. The transcript has a single exon. Bases 1 to 822 code for a protein of 273 amino acids. The record is from RefSeq and is a predicted model, not a curated record.